Ipomoea nil (Japanese morning glory) is the source of this 2205-nucleotide messenger RNA. RefSeq lists its product as uncharacterized. NCBI's taxonomy places the organism in Eukaryota, Viridiplantae, Streptophyta, Magnoliopsida, Solanales, Convolvulaceae. The record is from RefSeq and is a predicted model, not a curated record. The coding region runs from base 1 to 2205 and encodes 734 amino acids. The transcript is spliced from 4 exons.
AUGGCGGACCCUGUAAGAAACAUCAUUAUCAAACUUGGAAGCAAGACACACUCUCCGGAGGUGGCCCUUAACCACAUUCAGACGCUGCUGCAGUUUGCUAUGAAGAAGAAGCUCAAACUUGAUCCUCUGCUUCGCGACGAGAUUUUAGUAACUGUGAUGACCUAUUACCCAGAGUUUUAUGCAGAAUGGUCUGAAGAUGAUGCGACUGAACUGCUUAUGAUGGUUUCUGAAGCCAGUGAUGAAGUUUCUCCAGUAUAUAUUCCAGAACCCUCGGAUGGAAAUCGGGCCAGGGCAUUCCUUCAAUACUUUGCACAUCGAGCCCUAGAAUUGGUUGAGGCCUCUCGACGGCAAGCGGAGGCGCAUCCUCUGUAUCUCGAAGCUGCUCAGAAAGAGGCAAAACACAGACAGGAGAUCCUCCGAAACAGGUCAAACAAUUCUGAAACUCCUAUUGAAAUUUCACCAGAUAAACCUGAUGUCUCUGCUACCCCAUCUUAUGUGCCUGUUAUUUCUGAAAAUUUAACUGCUUUGGAUUCCGAGAAGCCUCUUGUGAAUGUUGAUUCUUUAUCUCUGCCUUUGAGUGAAUCUGUUGGUGUGAAAACUGAUGACUUGCAUGUGUCUGAUGAGAAAGCAAAGUCCUCUGAUGAGCUAAAUCCACUGAGUUUAGUCGUUUACUCUUUUGAUAAUAUUGCUCUGCCUCCUGCUGAGAAUGUUGAUGACACUAAAGAAACUUGCUCUGCUGUUGAUACUCCUGUUUUACCUGCUACUGUUGAAACUGUUGAUUUAUCAACCCCCCACAAGUCUGAGAAAACAGGUGGAAUUCCUGUUUACACUGCAACAUCUUUAGGAGAGAGUCUGGAACAUGUGCGACACUUUGCUGGGCUACCAUCUGCUUCAAUCCCUCAACCAUAUCGAGUGAUUCAUCCUUCCGAAUCCUCCAGCGAAGAUGAUAAAAUACUGGCUGAAGUGUAUGGAUCUCAAGCACUUCCAUCCGAUGUUCCAACUGUUGAGGCAACUGCUCAUCCUGACUCCACGAAUUCCAAAAUUCGAGAGAUUUCGAAUAUUAUUGGAAGCUCGUCUGCAAAUGUUUCUGAUUCUAGCCACUCUCCUGAGAAGAAGAGAAAGUCGAGUGAGACUGUUAAGCCUGAAGGAAACCCGCCUAUUCAACAAGUGUUCAAGACUCUGCGAUCGUCUGUUAAACAAAAAGGAUCUACUGCUGUUCAAGCUACCUCUGUACCAUCCCCUUCUGUCAGAAAAGGGAAGCCAUCUACACGAUCAAGAGGCCAAAUGGGCCACUAUGGUUAUAAGGGACUUAUUGUUCAAAGAUCGGUGGAUGAGAACCAGCUGAACUCCGUUUGUGACAUUCUGCCCUUGCUGAAUGAAGUCGGAUUGUUAAAAACUGUCACGGACAUCUGCCCUUACUCUAAGCUGCUCACAUAUGAAUUCUAUUGCAAUCUCAAUGAUGAGAUUGACAUUCUCACAGGGCCACGACCGAUGCAGAUCUUUAUCAGAGGAAGGUGGUAUGUUUUUGGGCCGGAUAUGAUUAAUGAAUACUAUGGCUUGCCAGCUGUUCAAGAAGAAGCUGUUAUUGACUGGGACUUAGUUGCCAGAACUUUGACUGGUGGGCAGACAGAAGCAUGGCCUACAGGUGACAAGGACUAUCUGCAAAGCUCUCAUCUCACGUCCAGAUAUGUGAUUUUACACCGCCUUGCUCUUCACAACUGGCUCCCAUCAGCCCAUUUCCACACCGUUGGCAAGCUUCUGGCAGGGUUCUUAUUUCGAAUUGGAACAAAGAUGCAACUUGAUCUGGGCAAAUGGAUUUACUAUCACAUCCUCACCCUGAUUCAUCCACGCGAACAGAAGGUAAGACUACCCUUUCCAAAUCUGAUUUAUGGCAUCCUUACCACUCAGGGUCUUGAGCAUAUGCCAGUGAAAGAUCACAUUCGGGAUGUUGUUCCUGUGACUGCCCCAUCCAAUUCUGAACAUGAUGCUGUGCCUGAUGACUCACCUCAUGCUAAGGAUGUUCAGCUUUCCAUACAGUUGAAGGCAAGAGUUGCUGAUCUUGAGACGGUGCACAGCAUUAUUGCAAAGCAACUGACAGGGGCCCGCACUGAGUUAGCUACUGUUCUUCUUCGUUUGAGCCUGAUUGAAGGUACUGCUGCUGCUGAUCCUGUGAAGUCUGACAGUGACUCUCCCUCUAAUGCUUGA